AUUACCGAUAUUCUGAAUGCCUUGCCAAAAUUUUCCACCAAAACUCGCAGUGAACGGCAGUCGAGCAUUGUGUGCUGUUGUGUGAAAAACCCCAGUGUGCUUAGGUUUUCAACGCAAAAAUUCUUGCCGUGCAACGCUUCGCAACUCACUGUUUUGUGCAUAUCCGUAUCCGUGUCGGUCAAUAUUCUAAAUAUAAUUCUCGUAACUUGUACAGCCUUCAGCAAUUAGGCAACAAAAUGGUUAACGUAUCCAUUUAUGACGAGGCUCCGACGCUAAAGCCCAACGAAGUACCGCAAAACAUGGCUGCCGGAGCUGAUACCCAAUUGGAACACAUGUGCCGCCUGCAGUUCGACUCGCCCGUUCCCCAUGUGCGUCUGUCCGGCAUUGUGUGCACCAUUGGCCCCGCAUCGCGCAGCGUCGAGAUGUUGGAGAAGAUGAUUGCCACCGGCAUGAAUGUGGCCCGUAUGAAUUUUUCGCACGGAUCGCACGAAUAUCACGCCGAGACAGUGGCCAAUGUGCGUACGGCUGUCAAGAACUAUUCGGCCAAGUUGGGCUACGAGCAUCCCGUUGCCAUUGCUUUGGAUACCAAGGGUCCUGAAAUCCGUACUGGUCUCAUUGCCGGCAGCGGUACAGCUGAGAUUGAUCUAAAGAAGGGCGAUACCAUCAAGUUGUCCACCAACAAGGAUUUCCUUGAGAAUGGCUCCCCGGAGGUAAUCUAUGUGGACUAUGUGAACAUCGUCAACGUUGUUAAACCGGGCAAUCGUGUCUUUGUCGACGAUGGUCUCAUCUCGCUGGUGGUGCGCGAAGUAAGCAAGGACACCGUUGUCUGCGAGGUGGAGAACGGUGGUGCACUCGGCUCCCGCAAGGGUGUCAAUCUGCCCGGCGUCCCCGUCGAUUUGCCCGCUGUGUCCGAGAAGGACAAGUCUGACUUGCUCUUCGGCGUAGAACAGGAUGUGGACAUGGUCUUUGCUUCUUUCAUUCGCAAUGCUGCCGCUCUGACAGAAAUUCGCAAUGUGCUGGGCGAGAAGGGCAAGAACAUCAAGAUCAUCUCCAAGAUUGAGAACCAACAGGGCAUGCACAAUCUGGACGAAAUUAUUGAGGCUGGUGAUGGCAUCAUGGUUGCCCGUGGUGAUCUGGGCAUUGAGAUACCCGCCGAGAAGGUGUUCCUCGCUCAGAAGGCAAUGAUUGCACGUUGCAACAAGGCUGGCAAACCAGUUAUUUGCGCCACCCAGAUGCUGGAGUCCAUGGUGAAGAAGCCGCGUCCCACGCGUGCCGAAAUCUCUGAUGUGGCCAAUGCAGUGCUCGAUGGCGCCGACUGUGUCAUGUUGUCUGGCGAGACAGCCAAGGGCGAAUAUCCGCUGGAGUGUGUGCUGACCAUGGCCAAGACCUGCAAGGAGGCUGAAGCUGCUCUGUGGCAUCAGAAUCUGUUUACCGAUUUAGUUCGUGGCGCCUCUGCAAAUACUUUGGAUGCUCCACAUGCGGCGGCAAUUGCUGCCGUCGAGGCGGCCAACAAAGCCAAGGCAGCUGCCAUUGUGGUGAUCACCACCAGCGGCAAGUCCGCCUUCCUGGUGAGCAAAUAUCGCCCACGUUGCCCCAUUAUUGCCGUUACGCGUUUCCCGCAAACCGCUCGUCAGGCUCACCUGUACCGUGGCCUGGUUCCACUCAUUUACAAGGAAGCUGCUCAGCCCGAUUGGCUGAAGGAUGUCGAUUUGCGUGUCCAGUUCGGUUUGCAGGUGGGCAAGAAGAACGGCUUCAUCAAAACUGGGGAUUCUGUUGUCAUUGUUACCGGCUGGAAGCAGGGAUCCGGCUUCACCAACACCAUUCGUAUUGUAACCGUCGAAUAAACCUGAUCGCUGUACCGCAGUGAAAGCGUUCUAAGCGCUUUAUGCUUGCAUCAAUUAUUGUUAUUAACCAAGUUAAUUUAUUACAAAAUUCUCAACAAAAUAUAUACGGACUAUCAGUAAAUCGAAAUUGGAAACAUCUAACCGCUGCCAAAGCGCCACAGUUGGAGCUCCCAGGCGUGGGGCCCUUAACACAAACACACACAUAAAGAAAUAAUGUAUCAUUGUUAAACAUAGCGUUCUUUAUAGCAACAAGGAAUAAUAAAAACUAAUCCAUAUAUGUAUACAAAUAAA
Molecule: messenger RNA, 2135 nt
Organism: Drosophila grimshawi
Lineage: Eukaryota; Metazoa; Arthropoda; Insecta; Diptera; Drosophilidae
Product: pyruvate kinase
Exons: 4
Coding region: 237-1844 (535 amino acids)
Biological process (GO): glycolytic process
Cellular component (GO): cytoplasm
Molecular function (GO): magnesium ion binding; potassium ion binding; pyruvate kinase activity
Source: RefSeq, a predicted model, not a curated record